Messenger RNA from Trichoderma asperellum CBS 433.97, 1062 nucleotides. RefSeq lists its product as uncharacterized. The record is from RefSeq and is a predicted model, not a curated record. NCBI's taxonomy places the organism in Eukaryota, Fungi, Ascomycota, Sordariomycetes, Hypocreales, Hypocreaceae.
AUGGACACGAAAGCUGGCAUCCAGGAACUAUCUGUCGCACAUGAAUCAACGCAACUGGAAAGAAUAGGCCAAGGCCGCUGUGGGACAGUAUGGGCAACUCGUUGUCCAAAAUGCGACGGACAUGGCCAUCUGGCCAUGAAACGCGAAGAUGGAAGUACAGGAAGAUCAAUCUCUCACGAGUACAAGAUGCAUCAAAAAUUGCUGAGAGCAUCUUCGCAAUCUCAUCCUUCAUCAUUCGCCAUCCCUGAGUCUUUCGGAUUCCUCAAUUCGCAAGAUAGCUCAACAUGGUCUGGCAUCCUGCCAAGAUUACCUGAAAAUUACACAGCAUGCAAUGCUAUUGUCAGUGAGAAGAUCAUACCGGUUCAGGCUUCCACUCGGAGACUCCUCAUACGAAAAUUCCGCCCCGACGUUGAUGAAGAGAGCGCCAUGAACAGUUCAAGCAACGAGCAUUGUCUUAUCCGACCAUAUCUUGGCCGCCGAAGGUAUCGUACUCCCGAGACUGGUACAGAGUCGAGGAAGCGCCUGCGAACUUUCAGCCUUCGAAACUUUCCACUACAUCUGGAUCAGAUGGAACAACUGGGCAUUGAUCCCAGUGAUUAUGCACUUGUCAUGGCAGACGCUCUUGCUUUUAUGCACUGGGUUGCAGAAGUAGAUGGCAAUGAUGUUGAGUUUGUACUUGCUCGGCCGCGGAGCAAAUCCAAUAUCUGCAAACGCCCCCAGGUGCAAUCUGAGGAUGCGUGUCUAAACAAUAUCAACAUAUUAGGCCCGCAUGCAAUUUGGAUAUUGGAUUUUGACUUGUGCAGGGAUUUGACUCUUGAUGAAAGCGGUAUUGAGCAAGCUUGCAGCGCUUUUUGGGGCAAUGAUCCAUGGUAUCCUCGGCCUGGCCGCUUGGCUACGGCUGAUCAGAAGCUAUGGAAUAUUUUUGAAGACCGAUUUCUGGAAUCGAGUGCCAAAGCUUUGGCAACGCGAUCAGAUCAAAUCAAGGAGCUUCCCAAGCUGCUCAUGGAGAAGAUCAGGCAGGCUGCAGCCACUACUUCGAACGAUGAAAUUGGAGAUUCCUAG